AUGACUUCGAAGAAGAACAGGGACGUAUCAGUGAGCGUCACAGCUUUCUACUUGAAAAUCAUCGGCUUCUGGUUAGCUGACACUUACGAGGAGAAACGUCGAAGAAAGUUCGCGCAGAAUUGCACGAUACUUAUGCUUAUGUGCGCUGUGCUGCUUGAGGUGAGGGAUAUCUAUCACAUCUGGGGAGAUUUCGGCGCCGUUGUUUACGUAAUGUGCAACAUUCUAACAGUGGGCAUAAGUUUGUUCAAGAUCUUGGUCUCGAUGAGGAGUAAGGAAAAAUUUUUGGAAUUAAUUAAAUACGCCAGAACGAAUUUCUGGCACUCGGAUUAUGACUCGCAGGAGCAAAUGAUUGUGAACGAGUGUAAACGUUCUUGUACAUUCCUCAUAUGCGUGUUUAAUUUCUUCGCUAAUGGGACAGUGUCUGGAUACAUAAUCAGGCCAAUUGUAGAAAGUAUUGGAAAAAAUGAAUCAGACAGGAUACUUAUAGUCAACUUCUGGAUUGACUUUCCGACAACCAUGACACCAUACUAUGAGAUAUUAUUUACGUCGCAGGUUUUUAUCGUAAUGUACGUUUGCAUAAGCUACCUUUGUAUCGACAAUUUUCUGUGCAUGAUCAAUCUACACACAGCUACUCAAUUUCGAAUAUUGCAAUACAGACUGUCGAAUGUGUGCGGUGCAAACGAACGUAGCGAUAAAAUUUCGAAAAAAACACCGUCCAAUUCGGACGAAUGCUACGCUAAGUUCAAAAAUUGCAUUCAACAGCAUCAAGCACUCAUAGAAUACUGUAACGAACUUCAAGAGGUGUUCGGUUUAUUUGUGCUUGCACAAGUGUUGCUCUUCAGUUUGUUAAUGUGCCUCGAUGGAUAUUUGGUGAUGGAAGAUACUCCCAUUAUGCAGCGCCUUACUUUCUUGUUUCACCUAACGGGAUGCCUGUGCCAACUGUUGAUGUUCACCUACAGCUGCGAUUGCCUGAUACGAGAAAGCUUGAACGUGGCCAAUGCUAUAUACGACUGCUCGUGGAUUCACUUGCCAAUGGACAGAUCUGGGCGAAUGCUGCGAAAAGAUUUGACAUUCGUCAUUGGAAGAUCUAGAGUACCUUGCUGUCUCACUGCUUGUGGAUUCUUCCCUGUGUCACUGGAAACGUACACUUCGAUUUUAAGUACCGCAGCGUCAUACUUCACACUGCUACGAAAACAAGAAGCAGAAAUACGAGACAACAUGAAAUUGUUCAAGACUGACGACUUAGGUUUCAGCGUGACUUCGAUGUUCGUGAAAAUGAUCGGAUUGUGGAUGGCGAAAAAUCAGUUCGAGCAACAUGUCAGAAACGUGACGUUGUUCUACACAUUCUUCUUCGUUUCCUUCGGAUUCUACGUGGAAGCUACGAACCUGUACCACUCGUGGGGCGAUCUCAGCGACACACUGUUCGACAUAUGCACUCUUCUGUCGGUGAUAAUGCCCGCUAUCAAAAUAAUCAUCCUGUUUAUCAACAAGGAGGAGUUUUUCCGUUUGAUCGUGUACACAGAGCGACAAUUCAUGAACGGGGAUUACAACGAGGACGAGAGGAAGAUUGUGUUCGAUUUGAAUAUUGGAAGAAACGAAUCCGACAGAAUACUGCCGUUUAAAAUGUGGAUUGAUAUACCGACAUCGAUGACACCGUAUUUUGAAAUAUUCUUCACCUUACAGGUUUUAUCCGCGUAUCAAAUUGGCGUGAGUUACGGUUGCUUCGACAACGUUCUAUGCAUCAUGAACCUACACUUGGCCACUCAGUUUCGAAUACUGCAACAUAGACUGGUGAAUAUAAACGGUCUGAAGAGCAAACAGACACCGGAGAAAGGUGAAACGUCGAUUAUAGAUUCGACAGAAUUUGCGGAUAACUCUUACGACGUUUUCAAAAGAUGCGUUCGUCAACAUCAAUCUCUGAUGGCUUUCUGCGAGAAACUCGAAGAAAUGUUCAGUAUGAUUAUACUGGGGCAAUUGUUAGUGUUCAGUAUUUUUAUGUGUCUCGACGUGUGCCAAGUACUUCUGCCAGGUGCAUCUGUGGGUAAACAGAUGAUUUUCACGUUUCACCUAGCGGGAUGUAUGUGUCAAUUGCUGAUGUUUACGUACAGCUGCGAUUGUAUAAUAACGGAAAGUUUGAACGUGACGGAAGCGGUGUACGAUGGACCAUGGCCACGUUUGCCAAUGAGCACGAGAGGAAGAAUGAUAAGGAAGGAUUUGAUACUCGUUAUCAUAAGAUCGAGAGUACCUUGUUGCUUGACCGCCAGAGGAUUCUUCGUAAUAUCUUUGGAAACGUAUACGAAGGUUAUAAGUACAGCAGUGUCGUACUUCACACUGUUAAGGCAACGUAUAGAGGAAAGCAAUA
Habropoda laboriosa is the source of this 2362-nucleotide messenger RNA. RefSeq lists its product as uncharacterized. The annotation marks the transcript as partial. Gene Ontology annotation, molecular function: olfactory receptor activity; odorant binding. Gene Ontology annotation, cellular component: plasma membrane. NCBI's taxonomy places the organism in Eukaryota, Metazoa, Arthropoda, Insecta, Hymenoptera, Apidae. Gene Ontology annotation, biological process: sensory perception of smell; detection of chemical stimulus involved in sensory perception of smell. The transcript has 12 exons. The record is from RefSeq and is a predicted model, not a curated record.